Molecule: messenger RNA, 512 nt
Organism: Didymodactylos carnosus
Lineage: Eukaryota; Metazoa; Rotifera; Eurotatoria; Philodinida; Philodinidae
Source: the annotation of a GenBank genome assembly
AUAUACCAUUUUGUAGAGAAUUAAAUGGUGAAUCUUUUGCAAAAAGCAGCUGAAUUUUAUUAUGUAUGUUUCAUAUAAAUAACGUCAGUUUACAUAGAGGGGUCGAAACUUAUGAAACACCCUUUAUUUCAGAAGCUGGUCAUCAAUUAGAUACAUUAAAAAAUAUUUAUUUAACGUCAACAUCGUGUCGUGGUUUUCUAUCUAAAAUGGGUGGUAUUAAAUUUAGAACAUGGAAUCGUCGAUGGUUUGUUUUUGAUCGUAAACGUCGUUCAUUAUUUUAUUAUCAAGAUAAAACUGAAACAAAACUACGUGGUAUUAUUUAUUUUCAAUCAAUAUUAGAAGUUAAUUUUGAUCAUCUACAAUCAGUAAAAAGUCCAGAACAAAAAACAACAUUUAUUGUUAAAACAUUGGAGAGACCCUAUUAUUUAAUUGCACCAUCUCUAGAAGUUAUGAGAAUAUGGAUUGAUGUCAUUUCUACUGGUUCCGAAGGUGCUAGAGAGUACGAAACAUAA